GCGCGCACUCGUUACCGUCCGGGUCGCCAACGGUUCGCCCGUGUACCGCGAACGGGAAAACGGACAAAUGAAAAUCGAAUCGUCAAUCCGAAUGUUGUACCGCGCCGCGCGCACGCCGUCACGCCGACACGGACCGAUUUACCGGCGGGCGCCGCGUAAAACGAAAUUUACACGUAUUUAUAAUAUUUAGAAAAAAAAAAAAAAAAACGAUAAGAUUCUAGUCGGCUGGUUUAUUAACGGUAAUCAUCGUUAUUGGCGCAACGUUAUUAUAAAACGCCGCGUUCCCGAUACGCCGUAUACCCAAUAUUGUGAAACAACGUGUACCGUACGCACCAUCAUCGCAUUGUUGUACGCAUUAUUUAUUUUUUUUUUUAUUAUUAUUAUUAUUAUUGAAUCAGUACGAGUCGAGUGUUACCCGCAUGCACAUGGUAUUAUAAUAAUAAUAUUAUUAUAAUUAUUGUUAUUAUUAUCAAUAUUACCGUCGAAUGAUGCAACUAACGUCAUUGUUAUAGGUAUCGCCGAGUCUACCGAGAUCCGGUGAGUUUUCCGACGAGGAGUGCGCGCGCGCGUUAUGGCUUUUCUUCUACACGUUGAAAACCGACGGGGAAAAAGGAAAAAAAAGAACGUUUAAUUACCGACGGUUGUUUUUUAUUAUUAUUAUUAUUUCUUUUUCCUUCCGCCGAACCGUCAUAUUUUCUACGUACGGUUUUCGAUUAAAAGACGUGUUUGGUUUUUUUUUUUUUUCCUUUUGUUCGCGAUUUCGGACCGCGUUCCAAAAUAUAAUAACAACGAUAACCCGCUGCAUUGUUUUAUGCGUUCUGUCGCACGACGGUUGUAUACUGCAGUGCGGAGACACCAUAAUUAAUGUACCUUUGGUCGCCCGGAGCAGAAGAAGAGCCGAAGUCGAUUUUUAGCAUUUUUUUUUUUUUUUAUAACAAUAUAUUAAUCGUAAUUUUCUCCAACGCGAAUGGUUUCCCUUUACGUUUCGGCUUUAAAUUGCUUACGCGUAUGGUUUUUUUCCCUCAACAUUUGUGGAUCUGGUGUAUCGGUGUAUUAGUUUAUGUACAAGCGUGUGCGUUUUCGACAUUCAAUUCACUCGUGUUGACAACUCUGAUACGGGAAUCGACUUGAGCACUUCUUCCUCCGGACCAAAGACGUAAGUAAUAUCGUAAGGUAUGUAUAGGUAAUUUAUAGUAUCGGAUAACUUUCAGCGAGAAAUCAUUUUUACGCGCUCUCCGUACGGAACACAAUACGAUAUUGAAUUUCAUCCUGAGUUUUAGUCAUUUUCAAAUAAAACAUAUGUAUCUUAUAAUAUUAUAUUAUGACGUAAAUACUUAGUGCUUAUGAUGCGGUCGACUUUGGUGGUUCUUCGGCUAUGUACCCGCUGUGAAACACGCAAGGCCGGGCAUUGCCGAGUUAAAAAGUCAACGUUUAAGUUAAAAAUGGUUUAUAUUUUUAAUUAGCUUUUAACAAUUGAUUUUUUUUAUUUUUUUACAUUCAUUUGUCAAAUUACGGUUUAAAUUUGAAUAUUACAUGGCGUUAAUUUAAUUUCAAUAUUUUUAAAUUUACAAUCUACAUUCUACAUACUGUUUGAAUCGGUAGGCACUGCCGUAUAAAUUGUAAUUUUAUUAUUUCACAUGAAUGUGCACGGAGUUUGUAAUUUAAAACAAGUAGGUAUAAUUUGAUAUUUCCGGGAUCGUCCUCUCGUGUUUAAUAUUGAUCAUCCUUAUUAAAAAAAAAAAAAAAAAAAAAAAAAAAAAAAAAUUAAACUCCAGGCUUAACCAUUUCUACUAUAGGUACGAUAGUAAAAAUAACAGUGGUAAAAAGAAAUAUAAAAAAAAUGAACCGGACUCACGUCGUAAAGUUAAUUAAAUUUGAACUUUAACUUGAAAACUUGACGCGACAAUAUUAACUUUAUCGGGUCAACUCGUUGAAUCCGUUGUGAAAUUAACGUAGCGCACUCGAGUUAAUACCAUUCAUUAAUUUGCCCGGCCCUGUCGAUACGGCAAGAUUAUGUAACGUUGGGAAUUCUUUCGGAAAACGUCCGAGCAGUUACGUCAGAUGUACACGAUUCAAAUUCGGUUAAGCAUUGCGUUGCGUAAUUUUAUGGACGCCAACGAGCCGGUUUCCGAUUGCAUACCUAAUCGAUUCCCGGUUAGCCCGUAGGCGCAUGCACACGAAUUGGUUCUGACGGAUAUUGCCGUUUUAAUUACACCGCAAAAUCACGAGCCGAAAUCACAGUUUGCAAUUGGUCGGUUCUUUUAAUCCAACUGUUAUUAAUGCUUUUCCGGACGCGCAAUUAUUAAUUGUUCGUGUCCGUGUUCGAUUCCUUUUUCGCGAUUGUGCACGUGAUGUAAUUCAUGGCCACAGUUCAAUUACAUUUAAACGAUUCGUUUUUAACGAAAAGAUUUACAUUAUAGCGGUUCCCAACUGUUUUUGCAUUACGGAACGUUUAGAGAACUUUCCACGGGUCGCGGACCACCACGAUUUACUUAUGGCGUAUUAGAUUCUCAGCGGAGCUAGGAACUUAUCGGUUGUACAAUGUCAUGCAUUAUAAAUGUUUUAUUUAUAUACUUUUUGUACGAAAUUCUUUCUGAAAUCUUGCUGGUGCGGCAUCUUCUCUGAAAGGAAAUUUUCCUGGGGCGUUACUUUAGGGACGUCGUUUUUUGAUUUUCUAAUCAGUGUUCAAAAUAAUUGGAAAAAACGAACAAUUUUACGAAAAUAAUGUUUUCAUUAGUUUUAAAGUUUUGGUUUUUUUUUUUUUUUUUGUUGUUGUAAUUCAGUUGAAAACGUUCGUAUAGACUUGAAAUUUGGAUAGAAAUCACACGGUCGCCUUUUAUAGACGUGGCGAAAUUCGCAAAACUUCUAUAACAGUGGCCCAACCCGUCGUGCGAAUUAAUGCACGUCUUCAUUUUACUUACCUAUUAUAUUUCUGUACUAAAAUGUGUACUUUUUGAAUAUAUUCGACGAAUAAUAAUAACACAAGAAGUAAAAUUGUGCAAGUGCGUCUAUAAUUAAUAAACGACAACGCAACAAACUUCGGUCGGUUUACGUAAAAAUACUUUUGCAAUUUUGUAGGCAUGUACUUAAAACCGCCCAAAUUGUUUGUUAUUUUAUUGUUUUUACUAAACUUUGUCACCGCGUUGACUGCCUUGUAAACGCAAACAUAUUAAAUUCAUAUCAGACAUUAUAAUAUUAUAAAAUAUAUCAUUCUCAGUUGGUGUAAAAUCUCAUUAAAUAUUCACGAUACGAGAACGAUUUCAAUUUCCCCGUGACAAACGAAUCGUAUAAUUUAUAAACCGAUUAUUAACAUUUUUACGACACCAUGAAAUUUUUAUCGGGACUACGGAUUUAGUGCGUAGUCACCAUACUUGUGUUGUGCGAAUCGACGAACAUUAUAUUCUUGACCGGUCGUUUAUUUUUCUCUUAGAACGAAUCUCCAAUUGCAUUUAUAUUUCUAAGAAUUUUUUACACUAUCGAACCCAGUGAUUUUAAAUGGGAUUUAAAACAAAUUACAAAUGUAGUCGAUAAUAUGCACUCUGCCAAUCAAUGUUAAUUGUUGAGCUAUUCAUAACGCAUUCGGCGUAUUACGAGUUUUUAGUAAUUAUUUGGUUUUAUGCGGGUAUAAUUGUUUUGGCCGAUCUGGAAUUCUUGACAGUUUAACACGAGGUCCAUUAUAAGUCGUACUUAGUGUUAAAAAAAAGUAAAAAAUACUUAGUGUAUGCAAUAGUUUUUGGUUUACAAGCGUUUUAAGUUCAAAUUUUGAAAAAAAAUCAAGGCAAUCUCAAAAGUUGAAGCGUAUAAAAUUAAAUUGAACGUAUGCUUACAUACAAAAAAAAAUGUGACUUUUGAUGGCUAUUCACAAUUUUCAAUUAACGGAUUACUAACAUGAUCGCUCGAUAUUUUAGUUAAUAGUUUAUUUUUACGUUUACGAUGGAAAAUCUGCGAGUCAUUCGUGAUAAAAAAAAAAAUAAUAAAUAAAUAAAUAAUUACGUGUAUUAGUGAAAUCGAAAUUUGUAUACGGCCGAUGAACGAUUAUAUAUUAACGCGUACAAUUUUUACUUAGAUUUUUCAAAUAGUUGCUAGUGAAUUUAGAUUUAAAAACUGUUUGAAUAAUUCUUUUUACGUUGUCCCGAACGUGCGUAAUUUUAAAAACAAAACAAUUUUGCCGUUGAUUACGUGUAAAUUAUUAUAGAUUAGGUACACGCAUAAGUUAAUUGUAUUAUGUAAAAUAUUCGUAUACAUAAUACGGUUCAUAGUUUAUACUUUUUGAAAAAUUCACGAAAAAAAGUUUGAGCUAAUAAUAACGACAUUCUAACAAAUACUAAUUAAUCUGCACGGAAAAUAAUUUUUUUUUUUUUUUUUUUUCGUAAAUAGGCAUUUCAAACAUCUAUAAAGCGAAUAAUUCUAAUAACACGUUACCGAUACGAUAAUGGGGGUGUGACUGCAAAACCUCGAAAUCGGAUUUUAGAUUUGAAGCGCAACGAACAAUAUGUAUUGAUAGUAUAUUAUGAUAAUUCGUUUUUCUUUUUUUUUUCUUAUCUUGUUCCGAUAAUCAGUUGUAGAGACGAUAUCCGGUUUUUGUCUGGUUUGCGAGUAAAAAAUCAUUUAUAAUAAUUUCCAAGCUGUUCCUAUAAAAAUCGGAAAAACCGAAAAUAAUCAAUGACGGGCAUACAUCUUUUAACCUAAAGAACCAGGUUUUCCUCGAAUAUUAAUGAGAACUUCAAAAAAUUAUCUUUUUAAAGUGCCAUCCAAAUGACAUUUCCUUUUAGAAAAGGCGCUAUACUUGAUAACCGGAGUAAGUUUUCUGGUAGAAAAAGUGUUCACAUAAAAAGAAAUAAACAUCAUUGUAAAACCAAUGUAUACCUCACUCUGCUCAGAAUCGAAAAACGAAGUGAACAAAACCCAAAAUAUUUAUGGCGUUCGCAAAUAUUUCUUUAAUUUUUUCGAUUUUUGUUUUCAUUCAGAAACCUUGCUCGAAAUUUAAAAGUAGCGUCUUUUCUGGUAGCGAAUUUCUUCUACAGACAACAAGUUGGUGAGUUUGAUGUUGUUUGAUAUUCUAUGUAGUUUUCUGAUCAAUUGUGGUAACCGAAGAAAAACUUAAGGAAAACGGAAACGUUUAAAAAUACGCGCGUUUAAAAUUAAAAUUUUAAUGGAAAUCGUAAACAUCACGACAUUUCGCGUACUAUUUUUCGAUUUAUAUGAAUAUUUUUUUUUUUUGACCAAGUUGACAUUUGAACACGGGGUUUUCAAAUUUUGACGACGAACAUCGUACAAAUUACAUUUCAAAUCAUAUUUCACAGAACUUCCGCUCAGAAUCGUAUUCCGCCAACAAUGAUAUUUUAUCUUUGCGUACAAAUGUAAAUCAAAUAUUUGAAUAGCUCUCCACCUAUAAUACAGCAAGUGCAGGCACACCUAUCAGCAGUAUCGGUUAAUUUUAAUUUCGGAUUACCAAAAUGAAAUAUAAUGGUUUUUAUCGGGAUCCGGUGUCGUUAUUUUAGCGGUAUGAACACUAUGUAAAUCGCAGUGCAUAAAGAUAAAAUAUUAUUAUAAUACCUAUUUAUAAAUAAUAUACUCAAGGUUUUUUAAUGAUAACAAUAACAAUAAUUGCAGUUGUUUAAAAUUUAGAUUUGAGUAGUAGAGGAGAAUACUCUGAAGUCGGAUAAGAAAUCUAUGUCGCGUCCUAUCUCGUACUUUUAAACUCUGCAGUUAUAAACAGUUAUAAACAGUAAUAGUGGCAAGUUACGCGAUGCAGUUGCUCGUACCGUGUCACGAUGUAAACUAUUAUAGUAGUUCAAAAUUAAAAUCUCGAUUUAUCAAUAAUCGGCAAGGAAUAAUACUUAGUUAUUAUUUUAUUUCGGUGAAUGCACUUUCCGUACUUAUGUCAUAUUAUAACUCUCAUUUUUUUUUAUUUUCAACUGUACACGCGUACUGUUGUUACGUGUGCCAAUAAUAAUCGAGAUAUUAUAUUUAUUAAAGUAUAGUUUACUUUUUAGAAAUUCAAAAUCCAAGAGCCCCGAAAAGCAUGGAAUCCGAAAAUAACUAUAAAUACGGCAUUAAAUCCGUGUUUGCGCAAGUGAGUAUUCUAUUUUUUUUUUUUUUAAAUGCAUAAAAUUACAUCUUUUUUUUAUUUUUAUAAUGUUGUACAUGAUAAAAUGUAGAUUUUUCGAACCCGAGUUUUGAAUAAUUAUUAUGGGUCGGUAUUUGAAAUUCCAAAACGGAUUCCACCUCGUGUCUCGUGUCUUUAGACUAUAUACUCUAUCGAUGGUAUUUUGUUGAAAGCGUGUGCACCACUUAAAAUCGAAAAAUACGUUAUUGGUAUCAGACAAAUUAGGAGUAAAAGGGUAAAAGGGCGUAUUUAAAUACAGAAAAUUAAGUUGGUGGUGUUGACUGAGAGAUAUUAUCCAGGCAUCUUUUUAAAAUAUAAUUGAAACAACAGUGAUUUGUUAAAACAUCGAACGCAUGUAUACUUGUGUACAAGGUACUAUGUGUACGAGCAAUCAAUCGUAAACGUGACAAUCGUUUAAAUUGAUCACGCUAUAUGUAUUGGCGUGCAGAAUAGCUGACGUGUUAUUCUUGUUACAGAGUUUGGCGCUGGCCGGGACAUAUUUUAUACAGAUCGGACUGGGCAUAGAGAUGAUAUGCUCGACCAUCAUCAUUGGUGCUCUGACUGGGACAAACCGGGUCAAGAACGAAACGUUGACGUUGACCAGCGAAGAACAGUCGUGGUUCGGUAAGGUCUAUGACAAACCGCUCAUACCGCUAAAGGUUACCAUUCCAUAUAUGUUUGUACCGGUAUAAAAAUUUCUGAAACAUAGUACUGAAAACUGCAGAAGAUGGGGAGUAGUGGGGAUGACAAUGUUUAGACAAUAUAUGUAUUGAAUGUCACGAUUUUCAAUUGACGGCUGGGCUGUUCGUCAAUCGGUUGCAAUAUCGCCAAAACGUCUUGUUUUUCUGCAUGAUGUUUUACUAACGAAUAUCCGAUAACCGAAGACAGUAAACGUAGUUUUUAAUUUUUGUUUGCGAAUUCCGGUAACGCGGUUUUCGAGGAGUGCCUUCGGUUGUGAAACGAUUUCGGUUGGGUUCCAAAUCAGUUUGUUCACUAAACUAAAGUAACCCGGUCGGUUAAAACGGCAUCGGUAAAACGGGGUUAUAUCGAUUCCACCGUUUUAAUAUCGAUUCCGCCGGGCAAUUGUAAAUUCUAUUAUACCAUGCAGUUAAUAUAAGUAGGUUGCCGCGGUUGUGGGUGAGAAGUUAGGAACGUAGAGAGGAAACUUAAUGUAUAUCUUUAAGCAAUGAAUCAUUGUUGCUAACGAAAAAACGAUUCUGAGCGGAGUUCAAUUAAUAGUGUUGCUUUGUCAAUAUUAUAUAACAUGCCAUAUUAAUUAUGGUAAAUUAAUUACACAUUAUCAUUGUAUGUUUUCUUCAAUAAUGUUUAUUUACUAUUGUAUUCACGUUUUCGGCUUUUUCUAAUUAUUGGGAAAAUCAAAAAAUUGACUUUUCUAUGCACCAUUCCAGUCAGAUUUCCUUUCAGAAAAAAUGCUAUGCUCGGUACUUCGAAACAAGAUUUCAAGUAAAAUUUUUGUCCACGUUUAAAAAAAAAAAUAAAAUUACAACAAACGCCUUUGUAAAACCAAUACAUUCUUCGCUACAUUCAGAAUCUAAUAUUAGACUACACGGAACUACCGACACGAAACCGGGAUCCAACUAGUAUAUUAUACCCACUUAAACCCGGAACCAAACUAUUAUACUACCCGCACGAUAUAUCCUCGGGGCCCGACUAGCGCGGAUUUUCGAACGCGGCACCCAACUCGGGUGCACCGAUUAGUAUAUAACAUCAAUUAUGCGUCGUACCUACGCUUUCAGGUAGUCUUCUGUUCCUGUUCACCCCCGUGGGGAGCGUGGUGUCGUCAGUCAUGCUCGGCUGGCUCGGGCACAACAGGUGCAUGAUCAUCACCAACAUACCUUACAUAGCGUCGCAAAUCAUGUUUUACUACGCGGACAACGUCAGGACGCUGUACGCGUGCUCGAUCCUGAUGGGAAUGAGCGUCGGUUACUCGGGAGGCCCGUGUUCGGCGUACAUCGGCGAGGUGUGCGAGCCCAAGCUCAGGGGUACGCUCAUGUCGGCCACGAACGUGUUCUAUUACGUCGGAUCGUUGAUAUUCACGUUGAUCUACGCGAUCACAUUGAACUGGAGGCUGACCGUGCUCAUCAGCUUGUCGGUGCCCGCCAUAAACAUCGUCGUUCUACUCUUGGUAAUCGCGCAACCGAACCCACGCCUACGCUACCCUAACCCCAACCAAACCCAAUCGAGCAAACGUCAUGGUUAUCCGAAUAUUAUAACGUGUUUUAUAACAUUACAGACACCGCAUUCUCCCAUGUGGUUGUUGGCAAAGGGGAAACCGGAUAAGGCGCAGCGGACGCUCAGCAAGCUGAGGGGUUGGGUGUCGCACGACAAAUGUUCCAACGAGUUCAGCGACAUGAUCGUUUACACGUCCGACGCGUACAAAGCCGUACCGAGUAUAUAAUAAUUAAUUUUCUGCACGAGGACGACGGUGUUUGUGACACACAAUAUAAAAUAUAACACGGUGUACGUCAUAUUGCAGGCGAUGCGAGCGACGAAACGGACGAAACGAGCUCCUGGGGUCAACUCCUCCAUCCCGAAGUUUACAGACCUUUCCGGUUGCUGAUGAUUUACCUCUUUUUCGCCAACCUGUUGUCCGGCAUACAGUACGGCCCGUACCUGGUGGAAGUAUUUACUACGUUCGGCGCUCCCGUGAACGUUGAAUUUACGAUUGUAAGUUUGGCCAGUAGGUGUCUGCUUUAUUGUGACUGGGUACAAGGGCGCGUACACGGGAAAAGGACAUGGAGGGACAGGGUCUGGUAACCCCUGUAUUUCUUCUAUUUUUACAUACAAUUACACACUUUUUUAUACAAAUUUAAAACAACUUUUUAUAAGGAAUUAUACGAUUUAAUACCUAUAUAUUUUUAACUGUAUAUAGGCAUUUUCCGUCUUCUUGGCCAUACUCGGAGGUACGACGACCGUAUUAUCGGUAAACAAACUCGGCAAACGAUUUCUUACGCUGUUUACGUUGUCGAUCUGCUCUACCUGUUACGUAUUAAUCGGACUGAUCGGUAUCUACUGGACGGAUUCAAAACCGAUAACCUCUUGGAUCGUGUUGAUCCUCUUUCUCAUUACUACAUUCAUGUCAUCGUACGGGAUCAUGCCGAUCGGAUGGGUACUUCUUACUGAAAUUUUCCCAAUGAAGUAAGUAAUAUGAAUCGGUUUUAUUAGUGUAUUUUAGAUUUUGAGUGGAUUGAAGGAGCUUAUGGUUUUACAAAGAUGUUUAUUUUUUUUUCUAUGGACGACUUUUCUACCAGCAAUUUUAUUCUGAUUUACAAUGAUAGCACUUUUUCUGAAAGUAAAUCUGACUGGGGUGAUACUUUAAAGAGAUCUUUUUUUGAUUUUCUCAGAAAUUUUUCAAUAAAUGAGAAAAACUAGGGAAACACGUAGGAUGACAAGAAAAUAGGUACAAUACUUAACAAAUAUUAUUAAAGAAAAUAUAUUAUGCCUAUAUAAUUAUUUUCCCAUAAUUUUAUAUAUAAUAUAUUGUUGAUAAAGCAACUUAACUUAACUGAACUUUGUUUAAAAUCGUUUUUUCGUUAGCAAUGAUUUAUUGUUGCUUACAGAUAUACAUUCAAUUUCCCCUCUUCUACCUUCCCAACUUUUCAUCUAUAAUAAUGGUCCACCCACGAGUGAAGUUUCCCAGCCUGAUAUAAACGCUGUGUCAAGAUAUACGGACGUUCGUGUUUCUAAUUUGUUCACGGACAAUCGUGUUAGUAAUGUAAGCAGUAAGCACAAACGCGUUACUCAUAUUAAUAAUAAAAAAUAAACGUUUAAGUAGUGUUGUUCCAAAACUGAUAAUAUGAGUGUCCUAAGUGUAAACUUUAGACCAGGAUUGCAAAUAAAAAAAAAAAAAAAACAUUUUUGUUUGUUUUUUUAAUAUUAUCUUUGAAGAUCGUAUUAGAACAUGAACAUUGAUUGGGAGAAAACGAGUUAGCCUAAUCAGAUACCAUAAGAUUACAUGUAAAGUUGUAUGAUAGGGUACCCACUUAAACACUUAUACAGUCGUCCGUGUGUGCAUUGUAAACACGACCGUCCGGGAACACAUUAAGAACACGGACUUCCAUAUGUCUAGACGCGGAGUUUUAUAAAAGUAACCUGUUAUAAUAAGAGAUAAUAUGUUAUACAUUUUCCCCGACAUAAAUUGCACAGAAAAACAAUACAUUUGAGUACGUAAUUUUUGCUAAAUAAAAAUAAAAGUAACAGUAAUGGUAUCUAUAAAAAUGCAUUCGAGUACCUCAUAGUUAGUUCAAUUCAUUUAACGCACGAUUUAAUAUGUUAUAAAUAGCAAAACAAGUUAACAAAUUCGUUGUAGCUGCGUCAUAGAAUACAGUGAUCGUUUUGGGGAAGUGGUCGAAACGAUCGCGGAAAUUUGUUUAACUUUGUUACUAUUGAAUUGUAUAGAUUUUUUUGUUUAUUUUAUUAUGUAAUAACGUGUAUCUACCCUAAGACUGUAGUUAGAGAGGAGUAAUGCCGCGCAAAUAAUAAUAUCGGUUUAAUAUUGUAGCUAUUUUUCCGUUUUUUCUACGUUUUUCCCAUUUACUGAGAAGACUCCUGGAAAACUCAAAAAAUGACCUCCUUAAAGAACUUCCCCAGUCCGCUUUCUUUUCAGAAAAAGUGCUAUUAUUUUAAAUUGGAACAAAACUGCUAGUAGAAAUGUUGUCCACGGAAAAUAAAAAAAUAUACUAAUAAAGUAAAAACAAAAUUAUUAAAUGGUUAAUACUCGUAAAUUAAAAGAAAAAAAAAAAAACAUCAUUGUAAAACCAAUAUACGUUCCUCGCUCCAUACAGAAUCUAAAAAAAAAAACAAAACUAAAUAUAUAAAUAAAUAAAUAAACGCGUCGCCUGUAGUAUUAUGAUAUGUGUAUUGUACGACCGGGUUCGAAUUAAAAAUUUAUCGUCAAGCCAAGAAGUCAAAAAGUCAAAAAUUAAAACGCGACUGAAUAUGAAAUAAUCAAUGGAGAAAUACGUCAUAGAGAAAAAAAUAUAAACAUUGGUCGUUUUACAUAAAAAUAAUUUAUUUUAAUUACACAGAUAUAUAUAUAUAUAUAUAUAUAGUUUAUUAUCUUUACCCGAGUUUUAAUAGGAGAGAUUAUUUAAAAUUAAUUAUUAGACAAAAAUAUGUUGAGAAAUUAUGCAACUAUGAAAUAACGUACUGAUGUUAUCAUUAAAAUUGGUCGAAACAUUUAAAAUAUUUUUAAAAUUAAUUUUUUUAAUUUCAUUGUGUACGUGUAAUUCUUCUAAAACUGAAUUAACGUAAAUGUUUUUCUGGAUAUUGAAUAUAUUUCUAAAUCUUUAUUAAUAACAAAACUUAUAAUAUGAAUAUUAUGGUUGUUUUUUAAAACAUGUUCAGUGAAGUUUAAAUUAGGGCAAGUCUUAUUUUAAAUUUUUUUUCAGAAAUGUAUUCUUUAUAUCUUGUUUUAAAAUGUCCAUUUGCCUUGCCUAUAUAAAAUUUAUUACAGUUACAUAUUCUACAUAAAUCAAUAAAUAAACCAAUAACAAAAAAUCCCCCUUCUUUUGAAAAUGCCGGUACAUGCAAACUCGAAAUAUGUAAAUAUAAUACAUUUUAAUAAUAACAUAUGAUAACAUAUUUACGUCUAUAAUAUAUCAUAAUGUCAAUAAUAACUUAUUUUAAAUAUCUCUCAUAUUAAAACACAGAUAUAGACUAUUAUGUAUGUAUAUACAUCUGUGUAUCAAAAUCAAUUAUUUCUAUAUAAAACGACCAAUUCGUAUAGUUUUUCAUCUGCGUAAUCUUUUAUUUACUUGUUCAUGUGCAGCCGCGUUUUGCUUUUUGACUGUGAUUUUACCUGACGAUGAAUUUUCAAUUCGAAACCGGUCAUGCAACACACGUAUAUCAUAAUACUCCGAGCGACGCUUUCAUUCAUUUAUUUAUUUAUUUAUUUAUAUAUUUAUUUACGAGUAUUAACCAUUUAAUAAUUUUGUUUUUACUUUAAUAUUUUAAUAUUUAAAAACAAAAACUAUUACCGUUGUAAUAAAAUAUGAUUAUUUUUUAUAAUUCUUUUCAGGAGUCGAAACAUUACUUGUAGCUUUUGUACGGCAUUGGGUUACGUGAUGACUUUCUUUAUGAUCAGGUACUAUCCGGAAUUUUGCACCUUUGUGCAAUUUUACAAUACUUUUACGAUAUUCGGCACGGCCGGUUUAUUCGGUUGCGUGUACUUUUAUUAUUUUUUACCGGAAACCGAAAACAAAUCGCUACAAGAAAUAUCGGAGUUCUUCAAAUAGAAUAAAAUAAUGUAAUUUUUCGUUUGUGAAAAAAAAACUACGCUCCUUAAACACAAUCCGAGUAAACAUGUUUACUGCAGCGGUGCACGCGGUUAAGUAUAGAUGAAAAACACGGUAAUAAAUAAAAUCGGUACGCGCUCCGUUCCGGUGCAUUUAUCCUAAACCGAGAACUCUGCGCGGUUGCUCCAGGCUUUGGACCAUCCGAUUUUUCUACAAACCGUCGACCUAGUCAAGCGUUUUUAUUAUUAUUAUUAUUAUUAUUGUUAGUAGGAAUUUCGUUAUUUAGUUUUAUACGACAUACGAGUUUAUAUAUUAUGUAUGCAUGAAAAAAAAAAAAAAAAAAAAACACGUGCGCAUAGUUUUUAGCAAAUUAAGACGAUAGGUCUUAUAUUAUAACUGAAUAAUAAUUUAAUAAUUACAUGGGCAAGUGUCGGCGGCGCCAGGUGUUUUCGCGAGGUCCCCGAUAAACAUAUUAAUAUUUAAAAAUCUAUAGUGAAAACCGAAGAGAUACAUUUUACUACGCCGCCUGUCCACCUCCCCCCCAAUUUUCUAAGUAUUAAAUUUAGUUAUUAAUCAUACAUUUUUGGUGAAAUAAAUAAGUCACAAAUAACGCACAUCGCGUAGACGAACGGGUUACAUCGACGAUCGCUGUAUCCUAUCUAUUUUAUUUGUCAAAUUAUUUUUAUUGAAUCAACGAUAUUCAAUGCACCUACUCGUGUAUUUGAUUUUGAUAUUAGAAUUUAAUACUAAUCCCGUCGUUACGAGUGUUUGGUUUUCAAAUCCGGAAACAUACACGCCUCCGCAAAUACAUUUGAAAAUUAUAAUUGUUUUUCGUGAGCUCCUAAAACUAAAAAAGUGCACGUGUACGUGUUCCAGUUCACCAUCCUCCUACUUUUGCGCCCACCCAAUAUUCAUCAUAGUUUAUUACAUUGUCUAUAAUUGUAAGUACAAAAUAUAAAUAAAUUGUGUUUUAUGUUCAUAAAGCGUAAGAUGUAAUCAAAUGUGAUUGUUUGUGUAUAAGAAUAAUUGUUGUUGUCAAUAUUUAACGCAUUAAGUCUAAUUGUAUAUUUUUAUAAAUACCGUUAUUACUUUUAUUAUUAUUAAUUUAAUAGCAUAAUUUAAAAUAAUUAAAACUGAUAUUGUUUGCAUAUAUUGUAUACAUUAAAUAUUUAAAAAACAAUUACGUAAUUAAUUUUGUCUGUCGAUUCAAUCGUAUUUUUUGUCGUGGUACAGCUAUACCAGCUGUCAACAGUAUGACGGCUGUAUGUACCGCCCGUGAAGUGAAGACAUAUAGUUCAAUUGAAUGUAUGGCCGUGUGUUAAGAUAAACUAUUGCUUAUGAAAAACGAUUCUGAGCAGAGUACUAUAUUAUUCGUAUUUUUCCCUCGGUAUCGAUGUAGUCCAGAAAACGGCUGACAUUAAAAAUAUACACGAUUAAUUAAUCGAUUUAAUUGAUUUACACGUUCGGGUUUUUUUUCAACGACAAUUAUAAUUUUAGGUCGUCUUGUUUUUUUUAUUGUAAUUUCGUUUUUAUUAAAAAUAGCUUUAAUACCGAAAUCCUUAUGCUUAUUGCGUGGGAAUCAGAACGAAAGUAGUAUAUUGAGACGAAAUUUACAAUUUCGUUGACAGCAAUGUUUUCAAAUUGUCGUAAUAUUAUACAGAAUGCCCAGCACAAAAAUUGUGAAUAGCAAAACCAAAAUAAAAUAGCGCAGUUAUAGAAAAUUGAUUUCCGACUUUUGGCACAACACGCCGGUGUACUAAAGUAUAAAAACACUCGACAAAUAAUAUAUUAUUAAAAAUUGUUAGUUUUUUUAUUUUGGUAUACAAUUAAUUUUGGCUGACAAACACAUACAAUAAAUUAUAUCGUGUGUCUAUUUUUAAUGCCUACACUAUUUCAACUGUUGAAAUACUCAUCUAAUUAAAUAUAGUUUACAAAUUAUCACGAUAAACAAAUUGUGUUAAAAUAUUAACAUAUAAUAUUGAGAUCACUUUUGUUCAAUAAAAAUUAAGUAAAAAUAAAUAGCACGCGUUAAUAUUAUUAUAAUGCCGCGAUUAAACACAUUCAACGAAAUUUGCACAGGUUGAAAUUGAAAAUUAUAAUAAAGGUUCGUGUUGAUUCGUUUGAAACGGGAGGGUGGGGGUUUCAUUUUUCAUCACGGACCUUGAUCGGUAUAUUUCAUAUUCGAAAAAUAGGGAUCGUCGGACGUGCAUUCUUCGGCCAGGUCCGACGGUAUUACGUUCGCGGUCAAUUCGGACACGUGUUCCAAUGUGCACGCGUCGUCUUCGCAAUUGGGUAUUUGCAAGCGAUACGGUUCGGUCGACGAAUCAUUACGCAAAUACACCUGUAUCGGUAUACGUAUAGAAAACAUGAUAAAUCGAUAGGUACGUAAAAAAAAAAAAAAAAAAAAAAAAAACAAUAAAAUCGUUAAAUAUUGGCACCUUAAAAUAGAAUCGUCCUCCGGCCGUUUCGUGUAACUCGAGCAACGCCAACAUAUUGUAGGUGGGUAUUUGCAGGUCCCACACACCCAAGGUGAUCAAGAGAUUCGCUACCGUGGAAUCGUGACCGGCGUACACGUACAACUGAUGCGUCGAUCGGCGGACCGCUUUGUCUCUACUGUCUUCCAAUAUUUUCUUCAAUAAUGGACCUAAAAAAACUUUGAGAAACGUGAAAAUUCGUUCGUCAGAGAUUUCAAGAAAUCAUCUAGGUACCGGAAGUGUUAUAUUACAGAGGCGGCUCGCCAGAUGAAGUGAUCGAGGCGCUGCCUAGUAAUGGGCACAUUUUCGGAAAUGAAAAACCAUGGACUUUUCCGGGAAAGUUCCCAGGGAUGUUCCUCAAACGGGGAAAGUAUAUUUUAUAAACAUUAUUUAAUUUUCUGACAACACAUAAUGACACGGCUAUAUGUCCAGUUUGGGUACUUGUUCGGUCGUUAGUUGUAUCGUUGUGUCAGUUGUGUCAUCACUAGAGCUGUCUUGUUUACAAUUUUCUUACUCUACUAUAAAUAUACCUAAUAAUAUACCGGUAAGUUUAUUGUAAACGCCGUAUUUCAAAAUCUAAAAACUAAAAUUUCGUUUCAAAUAUUAGAUACACACAGGCGUAUUGAUCGAAUUCAGAAAAAUAUAAACUUAUAUAAUAUUUACAAUAUUUACAUAUUAUUAUACACUUAGUAAACAUGUUUGGGUUUUCGAAAUAAUUACCGAUGAAUAAUAACUGAAUUUUCAAAAUAAACAAAUUAUAAUUUAUGUUGCAACACCACCUCGUUUUUAUUACUGAUAUGGUAUCUAUCAGUGGCGGUCAAAUAUUUCUGUCGUACGUGGCCGGUUUUUAACAAUUACUAUUAUUUUUUUUUCAUAAAUAUAGGUAAGCGUAUAUCAUUAAACCAAGAGAAAAAAGUCACCAUUGAUAUAUAUUCUCCUCACCCUUUCCAGUUUGACUACCCCUAACAAUAUGCAUAUUGGUUUUAUUUCUUAUUGUAUAUUGACGCCCCCUAUUUCCAUAAACAUUUGCCCCGCCAUUUACGAGGUGCUCACGAGCCACCACCACAAAAAUAAUAACCACAGUGGCAAUUAAUACCUCCUUUAAGUUUUCGCAUUUCGGUACUGUACGCGUUCAGUACGAAACUCCUCGACGUGAUUUGGGCCAACUGAGCCGGAUACACUUUGGACGUCCAGUUAGGAAGAAUCAUUCCGUAGUCCGACUAGAAUUGAUGAAAAAAAAUAGGUUUUAAUACAUCUCGGAUCCCACAACAGUACGGAUAUUGUUUUACUAUAAUAAUUAAGGCGCAAUCGAUACCUACUAAAAAAGUACCUCGGCUUUUAAUGUACUGUAAAUCGAUUGGACAUCGUCGGGAUCUCGUACGGACAUUCCAGUGUGGAUGGACAAAUAUUCGUACAGAUAUUUGUAAGUUUUGAGUUCUUCCGAAAUUUCUGUGGAAUUCAUUAUUCUCCGCCUUUCUUCGUGAUAACGGGGACACCGGAUCCGUACCAACAACAACUGCAUC
Messenger RNA from Cinara cedri, 16363 nucleotides. The record is from the annotation of a GenBank genome assembly. NCBI's taxonomy places the organism in Eukaryota, Metazoa, Arthropoda, Insecta, Hemiptera, Aphididae.